AUGUCCAACAUUAAAUUUCCUAUGAAAACGAAGGCUGCUGUCUUGAAUGGCUUCAAUCAGAAAUUCGAAGUUAGAGAAAUCGAGAUUGAAGGCCUGAAGCAGGGAGAAUGCCUUGUGAAGGUUGCUGCAGCUGGAAUCUGUCACUCUGAUCUCCAUGUGAUCAAAGGCGACUGGGCUGUUCCUGGAGUCAACACAUUGCCUCAGGUUCUCGGUCAUGAAGGCUCUGGCAUCAUCGUCAAAAAUGGUCCAGGUGUUACUAAAGUUCAGGAAGGUGAUCAUUGCGUAUUGAUCUUCAAGUCUAACUGUGGGCUAUGUGACUAUUGCCAAACUGGCAAGCCAAUGUUAUGUAAUCGUUACAACGUUCGUCCACCUGGUACUCUUUUGGACGGCACCCCUCGCUUCAACAUUGAUGGAAAGCCAUGCUAUCAUAUGGCUGGAGUAGCUUGUUUCUCUGAAUACACUGUUAUGAGCGAGGAGCAACUGAUGCCAAUAUCAAAGGACAUUCCUUUGGAUCGUGCUGCGCUAGUGGGCUGUUCCGUCAUGACUGGUAUUGGAGCUGCUGUAAACACCGCCAAAGUGGAGCCUGGCAGUACCGUAUGCGUUGUAGGCGCAGGUGGUGUAGGCCUCAACAUAUUGCAGGGUGCUAAAUUAUGUAGCGCGUCCAUGAUUAUCGCCGUCGACAUUGUUCCACUGAAACUUCAGCUGGCCAAACAAUUCGGAGCCACUCAUGUAAUUGAUGGUUCAAAGGUUACAGAUGUCGUUGCAGAAGUUAAGAAGCUCACAGGUGGACGAGGUGUCGACUUUUCAUUUGAUGCCAUCGGCAACAAAACAGUAAUGGAACAAAUCUUUGCCAUGAUUAAGCCUGGCGGUACUGCAGUGGAAGUCGGAAUCUCUCCUAUUAACGACACAUCCGCUAUAUCGUCUUUUGCCCUUGCAAUGCAGGAGAAGACUCUGAAAGGAUCGUUCUAUGGUUCCGCUCGCCCUAGAGUGGAUAUGGCACGAAUCUUGGAUCUGUACCAAAAGAAACAAGUCAAGAUUGAUGAACUCGUGUCUGAGAGAAUUCCAUUGGAGGAUAUCAACAGAGGGUUUGAUUUGUUGAGAGCUGGUGCAGUGGCUCGAACUUAA
Synchytrium microbalum is the source of this 1125-nucleotide messenger RNA. RefSeq lists its product as uncharacterized. NCBI's taxonomy places the organism in Eukaryota, Fungi, Chytridiomycota, Chytridiomycetes, Synchytriales, Synchytriaceae. Gene Ontology annotation, biological process: formaldehyde catabolic process. The transcript is spliced from 12 exons. Gene Ontology annotation, cellular component: cytosol. Gene Ontology annotation, molecular function: S-(hydroxymethyl)glutathione dehydrogenase [NAD(P)+] activity; zinc ion binding. The record is from RefSeq and is a predicted model, not a curated record. The coding region runs from base 1 to 1125 and encodes 374 amino acids.